Cephus cinctus (wheat stem sawfly) is the source of this 2507-nucleotide messenger RNA. RefSeq names its product DNA repair protein XRCC1 (gene XRCC1). The coding region runs from base 907 to 2436 and encodes 509 amino acids. The record is from RefSeq and is a predicted model, not a curated record. NCBI's taxonomy places the organism in Eukaryota, Metazoa, Arthropoda, Insecta, Hymenoptera, Cephidae. Gene Ontology annotation, biological process: single strand break repair; base-excision repair. The transcript has 2 exons. Gene Ontology annotation, cellular component: nucleus. Gene Ontology annotation, molecular function: damaged DNA binding.
AAAAGUUUAAGCUGAGAUAAAGCUCUGCGAACGGGGAAGACUAAUCCAGCAUAACUUGAAAUAGUAGCACACAUAUUUUAUUUCGAAGGCUGCUAAAUAUUUUUUUGUCAUUUUUACAAAGUUUUACGGAUUAUUUGACCUUAGUGAAGAGUGUAAUUAUUGUACUUCAGUGUUCGCUCCAUCGUACCACGGAUGGCCAUCGGCUGGCAGUCAUAUGUCGGCGAGACAUUUUCGCAAGGCUUGUACACUACAUGCGCAAUUCAAUUCGAAAAGGACAACUUCCUACAGAGUGUGAAUGAGAUAGUAGCACGCUUACAGGGCUACCUCCGAAUAUAGGCGAUACAGGCGUACGGUCUCCGGUAUUCCUACAUCUCAGUGUUAUUAACUAAAUCGGAAAAAACCGCCAUUUAAACUAAACGUAAUCAUUCUGUUGCCAUGCGAGCUCAGAAAUCUUUAAAUCAAAAAUGCUAAUUGUACAAGAAUUCUGAUGAGAAUCACGAUGUUGAUUGCAGGCAGACAUGCUUAUAAUAGUUAACCAUAAUGUGCAGUGUCAAAUUGGCGGGAAUCUGGGUUUCAAAAACAUGUCAUGUAUGCGACGUAAUAUGUGACACAGUAUCCAAUGUUACUUUACUACUACUGAUUACUAACAGUGUGGAACAUUCAUUAAAUUUUGUGACUAUUGUAAAAUUACAUAAAUUGUGAAUGCAAUUAUAAAUUGAAGAAAUAUAAGAAGUGUACUGGUAUAAUUUGACUUGCGUUAGAAACAUUCGCAGCUUUCAAAGUUAUCACAGAUAGGUAUUACUUUUAUCAUUCAAUGUACACCAAAUUACUAUUGUUAAAAUACUAAACCGUAUGCUAAUUUCUCUGAAAGUGAGUACUUCUGAUAGUUAACAUUAAUUAAAAAUCAUGAUUAUAAAAUUACAAAGUAUUAUAAGCUGUUCAUCUGAACAUCCAUCUUAUCCAGCCAAGAAUCUGCUUGAAUAUCAAGCGAAUAAAUCCUGGAGAUGUGCUAAACCUGGUGAAAUGAUGUCUUAUGUAAUUUUUCAACUUUGUGAACCAUCCUGUUUAACUGGUUUGGACAUUGGUAACUAUCGGUCAUGUAUAGUUAUUGUUGAGGCUUCUACGUCUGCUGAACCAGAUAACUGGAUCCCAAUUGUGAACCACCAGUUUAUGACUCAUGACGACGCAGCAAAUAGUAGAUUUAAGGACCAAGUUCAGCUGUUUACUAAAAAGGAGUUAAAUCCAGAGACUCUCAAAUUAAAAUUUGAUCGGAUUAAAGUAACAUGUAUGCAGGCUGCAAAUCUGCGAGAACUGUUUGGCUUGUCUUUUGUGAUUUUUAGAACAGAAGUUACAGUUGAUCUUGAUGUAAAUGUCUUUGGAAGAUUUAAGCUAAAAGACACAAAAGAUAACAGUAAAUUAACAUUGAAUGCAUUUAGAGAAAAAUAUAUGAAGCUGCAUAGUAGUAAACAAAGUAACUAUAAACAAGAAUUAGAAGAAACAAUCAAAGGAAAUGCUAUGAAUAAUUUUAUUAAACGUCAGGACAAACCACGUGAGUCUAUGAAAAGACCAUUAUUGGCAAAAGAAGAAGAUGGAAACAAUGAUGAAGUAUUUAGAAAAGAUAGAAAUUUUCAACAGUCAAACGACAAAAUGGAAGGGAACCAAUCAAAGUUAUUCACUCCUGAACAAAGAGCAAGCAGUUCUUAUUCCAGAAAACGUUCAUUAAGUCCUGUUCCAACGACUUCAAAUGAAUCAGUAUCAACUAAAAAAAUGCAUUGUUCAACCGAUUCGAGCGAUGCUUUAGAUAAAAUAUGCAAAACUUGUGAUGGUUUAAUAUCAGAGAAAUUGGUUAAAGGGAUUGUGAAGGAACACACAUUACAGGAGGCAGAAAACAAAACAGUGCGAAAGACCUUGGAAGAAGCUCAAGCAAUAAACCAAGAAAAUAAGAAACCAAUGCAAGUAAAUCCUCACAAAGCAAACGCAAUUGUGGAACAGGCAAAUUCAUCAAACCAAGUAAAGAAGAAACCCAAAACGCCUUUGAAACAAAAAUUAGACUUUUCAAAGCUCAUGGAAGGUGUGAAGUUUUCUUUAAGCGGAUAUGUUAAUCCACAACGAGAUGAGAUCAGAAAAAAAGCCUUGAAGAUGGGUGCAACAUAUAUUGCUGAACCCAAUUUGACAAAUAAAAAAUGUACACAUCUUAUUUGUGCUUUUAAAAACACACCAAAAUAUCGUCAAUUUAGGAAACACACAAAGAUUGUUAAGGUCACAUGGAUUGAAGAUUGCUUUGAUAAGCGAACUAGAUUUCCCUGGAGAAGAUAUGCACUUGAUGAGGAAGAGGCGAAAAAGCCCGAGAGCGAAGAAGAAAUUGAAGGAAAUAUGUCACCUGUUCGAUUUGGACAGAAUCGUAAUCAAAAUUCAGAUUCGGAAUCCGAUUAUUAAUCGAUUGUAUAUUGCAUACUAUAUUAAUUUCAAUUUUAUAAUAAAUUAUAAUAAUUUGUUACAACGAUGUA